UAAGCAUUACGCUAUUGUACGUUUAAAAAUUUAAUUUUUUACUAAACAUUUUGUUUAGACUUCAUUGAUUUUUGUUAAAUAUUUAGAUUUACAAUGGUUUCUAGUGACAGCGAUGAGGAUCGCAGAGAACGAGACAAGUUUGCCGAAAGGCUUAAAAGAAAAGACAAGGACAGAACUCGUAAUAUUGCUAUUCCUCGAUCAGAUAAAAAAGCUUAUGAAGAAGCAGCAAAACGAUUAAAAUUAGAAAAUGAACGUGAGAAAGAAAUGGUUAUUCCUCGACUUCGUAUCGAGUCUCGUCGAAAAUAUCUCGAAAAAAGAAAAGAUGAUAAGGUUACUGAACUUGAAGCUGAUAUCAUAGACGAUGAAUAUUUAUUUGAUAAAGAAGAUUUAACCCAACGUGAAAUUUUUGAUCGUGAACACAAAAAAAAGUUAUUGAGUCUCGCAAAAGAACAUGAAAAAGCUAGAGAACUUGAAAAUGUUCAACGUUAUCGGAUGCCUCAAGAUAUCAAAGAUCAACAAAUGGAAUAUGAAAUGGAAGUGGAUAAAGCACCAAUUACUGAACAACAAAAAUGGGAAGAAGAACAAAUGUCUUCUGCUGUUUAUAAAUUUGGUGCUAAAAGACAAGAAAAAGAACAAUAUGAAUUAUUGAUUGAUAAUCAAAUAGAGUUUAUUCAAACUGCAAAUUUACCUGGCACAGAUGAGGAAAAGCAUGAAAUUACUGAAAAACAAAAGAAAAAACUCAGCAUAGAAGAGACAAAAAAGAGUUUGCCUAUAUAUAAGUUUAAAAAAGAUCUGAUCAGAGCUAUUAAAGACCAUCAAAUACUUAUCAUAGAAGGUGAAACUGGUUCUGGUAAGACAACACAAAUCCCACAAUAUUUAUAUGAAGCUGGCUUUACAGAAAAUAACAAAAUAAUUGGAUGUACCCAACCCAGAAGAGUAGCUGCUAUGUCGGUUGCAGCUCGUGUAGCUGAGGAAAUGUCUGUUAAACUUGGAAAUGAAGUUGGUUACAGUAUACGUUUUGAAGAUUGCACUUCAGAACGUACUAUAAUAAAAUACAUGACUGAUGGAACAUUGCAUAGAGAGUUUUUGUCUGAACCAGAUUUACAGUCUUAUAGUGUGAUGAUUGUAGAUGAAGCUCAUGAACGUACCCUUCAUACUGAUAUUCUAUUUGGUUUAGUAAAAGAUGUUAUAAGAUUUAGACCAGAUUUAAAACUAUUAAUAUCAAGUGCCACUUUAGAUGCUCAAAAAUUUUCUGAAUUUUUUGACGAUGCGCCUAUAUUUAGAAUACCUGGAAGGCGUUUCCCUGUGGAUAUAUAUUACACAAAAGCGCCUGAGGCGGAUUAUAUUGACGCGUGUGUUGUGUCUAUAUUACAAAUACAUGUAACACAACCUCUUGGAGAUAUAUUAGUCUUUCUAACUGGCCAAGAAGAGAUUGAGACUUGUCAUGAACUAUUGCAGGAACGAGUCCGUAGACUUGGUUCUCAAAUCAAAGAACUGAUUUUAUUACCAGUUUAUAGUAAUUUACCUACUGAAAUGCAAGCCAAAAUUUUUGAACCUACACCUCCCAACGCUAGAAAAGUUGUUUUGGCCACCAAUAUAGCAGAAACUUCUUUAACAAUUGACAAUAUUAUUUAUGUUAUUGACCCAGGUUUUUGUAAACAAAAUAAUUUCAAUUCACGUACAGGCAUGGAAUCUUUAAUAGUUGUACCAAUAUCAAAGGCAAGUGCUAAUCAAAGAGCUGGGAGAGCUGGUCGAGUAGCUGCUGGUAAAUGUUUUCGCUUGUAUACAUCAUGGGCCUAUAAAAGCGAACUUGAAGACAAUACAGUUCCAGAAAUUCAAAGAAUUAAUUUGGGUAAUGCUGUGUUGAUGUUGAAGGCUCUUGGUAUUCAUGACUUAAUACAUUUUGAUUUCUUAGAUCCCCCUCCGCAUGAAACUCUGGUACUUGCAUUGGAACAACUUUAUGCAUUGGGCGCAUUGAAUCACAAGGGAGAAUUAACCAAAUUAGGACGUCGUAUGGCUGAAUUUCCAUUAGAUCCAAUGAUGGCAAAAAUGCUUUUAGCUUCCGAAAAGUAUAAAUGUUCAGAAGAAAUUGCUUCCAUAGCAGCAAUGUUAAAUGUGAAUAGUGCUAUAUUUUAUAGACCCAAAGAUAAAUUGAUUUUAGCCGAUACAGCUCGAAAAAAUUUUUUUUCACAAGGUGGUGAUCAUCUAGCUUUAUUGAAUAUUUAUAACCAAUGGGCUAAUUCAGAUUUUAGUACAAAUUGGUGUUAUGAAAAUUAUAUUCAACAUAGAUCAAUGCGUAGAGCUCGAGAUGUUAGAGAUCAACUAGUUGGUUUAAUGCAACGUGUUGAAAUGGAAAUAGUUUCAAAUCCAACUGAAACUGUUAAUAUUCGAAAAGCCAUAACUGCUGGUUAUUUUUAUCAUAUUGCAAGACUGUCAAAAGGUCAUUAUCGCACUGUUAAACAUAAUCAAACCGUUAUUAUUCAUCCAAAUAGCAGUUUAUUUGAAGAGCUUCCAAGAUGGGUUUUAUACCAUGAGUUGGUAUUAACUACUAAAGAAUAUAUGAGACAAGUUACAGAGAUUGAAAGUAAAUGGCUACGUGAAGUAGCUCCUCAUUACUAUCAAGACAGAGAACUUGAAGACUCCACUAAUAAAAAAGUACCUAGGACAUUAGGAAAAACAAGUUCUGAGCUAAAAAUGAAUAAUUAAAUAAAUGUGUAAUUUUGUUAAAAAUAAUAUAAAUAAAUAAUUGCCAGCUUUAAACUCAAAAAUGUGUUGUAUAGUGUUGUAUAUAUCAUACCUAUACAGGUGGUAUCACUUUAUAAUAAAACUAGUUUUACUAAAAUAAUAGUAAAAUAACAUUAAUCUCCAUGUUUCUUUAAAAUUCUUAUUUUUUAUGCAUAAAAUUUAUGGUGAUAAUUAUAGUAUCAGAUGAUAGGACAUGAAAAUUAAGAGCUGUAUGUAAUGGCUAUAUAUUUGUAUAUUUUCUGUGACUCCUAAAUAGUCGUUAAAUCCUUUUAUUUAAAGUCAAGAAGUGUUUUGUCCUUUGGUUGUUUUAAUUUUAAAAAUUUCCCUUUUUACAUGAUUAUAGACCAAUAAUAAGUUUGGACUACUUCAUAAGCAGAUAGAAGAAUGAAAAGCCAAUUUAGUAUUUUUGCACAAAUUAAAUGACGGACAUGUAGAUUCUCUUUUUUUUCUUUUCCUAAUAAAUUUUAGAGUUUCAUCUUAUUCUUUGAAUCUAGUUCUUCUUUUGUUCCAUCUCACAUUACUGAUUAUGGUAGGGAUCAACCUAUUUACCAUAUGAUGCAUCUAAGGAAUAAGCACCUAAGCCUCUAAUAUUUUUCUUAUUAAUCUAAUUAUUAUUAUUAUUAUUAUUACUAUUAUUAAUAAUAAACUUUAAUUAUU
Melanaphis sacchari is the source of this 3402-nucleotide messenger RNA. It is a transcript of the gene l(2)37Cb, whose product is annotated as pre-mRNA-splicing factor ATP-dependent RNA helicase DHX16. The record is from RefSeq and is a predicted model, not a curated record. Gene Ontology annotation, molecular function: RNA binding; ATP binding. Bases 94 to 2706 code for a protein of 870 amino acids. The transcript is spliced from 12 exons. Lineage: Eukaryota; Metazoa; Arthropoda; Insecta; Hemiptera; Aphididae. Gene Ontology annotation, cellular component: intracellular anatomical structure; catalytic step 2 spliceosome.